CUUCCUGUUUUUAUGCACAAUGGACAGCCGUAUUUUGUAGGCUACAUGAAACCUUUAAAUACAGUUUAAGUCUUAUGCAGCGUGCUGUCAUGACUCAUUAAUAUAAAUAUAAAUAUAUAUAUAUAUACACACAAAUAUAACAAAUGUGAGCUUCUCGACAUGGAGACACCGUUCAGGUGAAGUAGCAGAUUUCUGAGCAGAGUGUUUCAUUAGUCUGAACCUACAGUAGGAGAUCAAGAUGGCAACCGUGAGCAACAAUGAGUUUAAACUGCUUUGUCCACAUGCUGCACAGCGUCAGUCUGCCUCUGUGGUCACUUUCUCCUGCCACCUGUCUCCUGAAAUCAGUGCUGUUAACAUGGAGAUCCGGUGGUUUAUGGGGACACGCUGUGUUUGUCUCUAUAAGAACAAACAGGUGACAAAGGGGAGAGGUUACGAGCACAGAGUGAAUCUUUUCACUCAGGAACUGGAGAGAGGAAACGUCUCCUUACAGCUGACAGACUGCACAGAGUCGGACUUAGGACAUUACCUGUGUCAGGUGACUGAUGGAGACAGAACUGAAGAGCUUGUAUUGGGAGUUCUAAUGAAUGUGGAUACGGAUUCUUCACAGGUAUCUGCGUACAUCUCUCAGAUUGAUAGAAAAUGGACAGAAGAGGAAAAAAUGAAAAUGGAGGAAUCUGCUCUGUUGGCUGAAUAUAAAUCCGAGAAUGAGAGGCUUAAUGAUGCCCUUAAAGAGAAGAGCAGCAAACUGGAGAAAACUGAGGAAGAGCUAAGAACCAUUUCUAAAUCGCUAUCAGAUAAAGACCAACAGCUAAAUGAGUGUAAAAAACAGAUAGAGGAUAAAGAUACAGAACUGAGAAACAGAGAAAAAAUCAUGGAGAAGAAAGACACACUACUUAAAGAUAGAAAUACAAGACUAGAGAAGACGACUAAAGAGCUACAGGAGAGAGAUCAACAACUGAAACUGAAAGACACACAGAUACAGGAGGAACAAAUACAAGUGGAGGAAAAGGAGAGAAGACUUGUGGAGAAGGAAAAAGAAUUAAAGGAGAAAACUGAACAGCUGACAGUUCUAAAAGAACGUUUAGAGACUAAUGAGAAGAGUCUUUCUGAGAGAGGUGAAGAGUUAAUGGACACAAAUGAAAAACUUCAAAAUGCCACUGAACAGAUUAAGGAGAAAAUCUCAGAACUGGAGGAUAUGAAGAAAGUGCUGAGGGCGAUAGAUACACAGUUGGAGAACACAGAUAAAGAACUGGAAACCAGUAAAAAUAAACUGGAGACACUGGGACAGGAGCUGCAGGACAAGGAGAGACAACUACAGUACAAGAUGAUCGUACUGGAACAACAGAAAACUGAGUUAGCAGAAAAAAACAAACGUCUUGAAGAGAAAGAGAGGCUUCUAACUGAGAGAGAGACACAGCUAAUGGAAAGAGACAAACAGCUUCAGGGGAAAGACAGACUUCUAGAGGAGAAAACAAAGCAGCUGCAGGAACAGACAGAUCCAGAAUCAUCAGCCCCCAUCAGAAGAAGAAACAGCAAGGAAGGGUUACCUCCAACAAUGAGUGGAGCGACUCAGGACUCUGCAGCACCAAUCAGGAGAAGAAACAGUAUUUAUGGAGAGCGUCCAGAAUUGGGUGGAGAAUCGUCUAGUCCACAUUCUCCAGUGUCGGUUCCUGUAGCAGAACUGAGGCUGGUGCUGCUGGGGAGGACGGGGUCUGGGAAGAGUGCAGCAGGAAACACCAUCCUGGGCAGAGAGGAGAGGAACCAGGCUGCUACAUCUACAGAUACAUCUACAUCCACCCAGCAGAGUGAGAGCACACAGGGGGAGGUGGCUGGGAGGAAGGUGACUGUGGUGGACACUCCCGACUGGUUCUCUCCCGGACUCGCUCUGGAGAAGCUGAGACAGGACGUGGGAUACUGUGUCCGUCUGUCUGCUCCAGGACCCCACGCCUUCCUCCUGGUCAUAUCUGUAAAGCAGCCUACAGGAGAGGAGAGAGGGACGCUGGAGAAAAUGGAGGAGAUGUUUGGAGAGGGAUGUUGGAGAAACACCAUGAUCAUAUUCAGUGUUACUGAUGAGCUUCAGAAGAAGAACAUUGAGGAGUUUAUCCAAUCAGGAAACCAGGAGGUCCUGAGAUUUGUAGAGAAAUGUGGGAACAGGUUUCACUGUCUCAACAUUGAGGAGAGUGGAGAUGCUUCUCAGGUCUCAGAGCUGCUGGAGAAGAUAGAGAAGAUGGUGGAAGGAAGCAGAGAGAAAUUCUACAGCAGUGAGAUCUACCUGGAGACAGAAUCUCAGAUUAGAGCAAUGGAGACAAAGAUCCUGAAGGAAAGAGAAGAGAAAAGGAUCAGAGAGGAGAUGGAACUGAAGGAAAAAAUAAAAAAGGAGGUGCAGGACUCUCUGAGAAAGAUGGAGGGAAAGAUUCAGGAGCAUGAAGGAGACAUCAGACAACUUAAUGACCGAACAUCUGAACUGGAGAGAAAGAUGAAAGAAGAGAAGGAUGAGGAGAAAAAGACAGAACUUGAGAAGGAGCUGAAACGAGAGGUAGAGCGAAGGACAGAGAUGGAAGGAAAGGUGAAAAAACUGAAAGAAAAGAGAGAGAGGGAGAGGAGAGAGAUUGAGGAGAGGCACCAACAGGAGAUGGAGGAGAUCAGGGAGGUGUAUGAAGGAGAGGUCAGGAUGGAGGCAGAGAGAAACCUCAUGAAGAUCAUACUACCUGAACUCCAGCGAAACAUUUUGGCCUCAAAAAUGAAGAUGCAGGAAGAGUUCAACAGACAGAUGGAGGAGAAGAACAGAGAGCUGGAGAGCUUUAAACAGAGACUUUCAGUGCUCACAGAGACUCACAGUCUGCUUGAAGAGGUUUAUGAGAAAACUGUGAGAAGCAGCUCAGAACCAGAGAGAGCAGCUCUAACAGGAGAGGCAUCGAAGGGAAUGUCUCAGAGAUAUAAAGACUUUUUAUUAUUAUUAUUAAAUGUAAGUACCAGUAAUAAUUAUUAUUAUUAUUAUCACCGGCAAACUUGCUUCAGUAUGGAUGAGUUUAAACUGCUUUGUCCACAUGCUGCACAGCGUCAGUCUGCCUCUGUGGUCACUUUCUCCUGCCACCUGUCUCCUGAAAUCAGUGCUGUUAACAUGGAGAUCCGGUGGUUUAAGGAGACACGCUGUGUUUGUCUCUAUAAGAACAAACAGGUGACAGAGGGGAGAGGUUACGAGCACAGAGUGAAUCUUUUCACUCAGGAACUGGAGAGAGGAAACGUCUCCUUACAGCUGACAGACUGCACAGAGUCGGACUUAGGACAUUACCUGUGUCAGGUGACUGAUGGAGACAGAACUGAAGAGCUUGUAUUGGGAGUUCUAAUGAAUGUGGAUACGGAUUCUUCACAGGGAUCUGCCUACAUCUCUCAGAUUGAUAGAAAAUGGACAGAAGAGGAAAAAAUGAAAAUGGAGGAAUCUGCUCUGUUGACUGAAUAUAAAUCCGAGAAUGAGAGGCUUAAUGAUGCCCUUAAGGAGAAGAGCAGCAAACUGGAGAAAACUGAGGAAGAGCUAAGAACCAUUUCUAAAUCGCUAUCAGAUAAAGACCAACAGCUAAAUGAGUGUAAAAAACAGAUAGAGGAUAAAGAUACAGAACUGAGAAACAGAGAAAAAAUCAUGGAGAAGAAAGACACACUACUUAAAGAUAGAAAUACAAGACUAAAGAAGACGACUGAAGCACUACAGGAGAGAGACAGAGCACUACAGGAGAGAGACAGAGCACUACAGGAGAGAGAUCAACAACUGAAACUGAAAGACACACAGAUACAGGAGGCACGAACACAAGUGGAGGAAAAGGAGAGAAGACUUGUGGAGAAGGAAAAAGAAUUAAAGGAGAAAAAUGAACAGCUGAAGGUAAAAGACACACAGCUGAAAGAGAAAGACACACUUGUAAAACAACAUUUACAGACUAAUGAGAAAACUCUCUCGGAGAAAGAUGCAGCAUUAAUGGAAAUGGAUGCAAAGCUUAAAAGUGCUACUGAACAGAUUAAGGAGAAAAACACACAACUAGACAAUAUAAACAAACUGAUGAGUGAGAAAGAUACACAACUGGAGAACACUGUAAAAGAGCUGGAAAUCAAUAAAAAUCAACUGGAGACUUUGGGACAGGAGCUGCAGGACAAGAACAGAGAACUAGAGGAGAUUAUGGGCGUACUGGAGCAACAGAAAACCGAGUUAGAAGGAAAAAAACAACAGUUAGCAAAGAGAGAGAGACAGCUAAUGGAAAGAGAUAGACAGCUUCAGGAGAAAGACCUACUUCUGGCAGAAAAUGCACAAGCACUUCAGAGUAAGGACAUGAAUCUGGAAAAAAUGGACACCGAACUCCGAGAGGUAAACAGCGAGUUGCAGAAAACAGCCCAGAAAUUAAAAGACAAUCAGAGACAGUUGGAAGAAAAAGAGAGACAACUAGGGACUCUUUCUGAGAAAGAUGCAGCGUUAAUGGAAUCGGAUGAAAAACUUAAAAGUGCUACUGAACAGAUUAAGGAGAAAAACAUACGACUAGACAAUAUAAAGAUACUGAUGAGUGAGAAAGAUACACAACUGGAGAACAAUGUAAAAGAGCUGGAAAUCAAUAAAAAUCAACUGGAGACUUUGGGACAGGAGCUGCAGGACAAGAACAGAGAACUACAGGAGAUUAUGGGCGUACUGGAGCAACAGAAAACUGAGUUGAUAGAAAAAGACAAACAGCUUGAAGAGAAACAGAGUCUUUUACUUAAAAGAGAGACACAGCUAAGGGAAAGAGACGAGCAGCUUCAGGGGAAAGAAAGGGACAUUACUCAUCCAGACUCUUCAGCCCCUGUCAGGAAAAGAAAUAGCAUGGAGGGGUUGCCUCCAUAUAUGGGUGGAGAAUCAUCUACUUCAGAUUCUCCAUUGUCAGUUCCUGUAACAGAGCUGAGGCUGCUACUGCUCGGGGGUAUGGGUUCUGGUAAAAGUGCAGCAAGGAACACCAUCCUGGGCAGAGAGAAGAGCCAAGCAGCUACAUCUACAUCCACCCAGCAGAGCGAGAGCACACAGGGGGAGGUGGCUGGGAGGAAGGUGACUGUGGUGGACACUCCUGACUGGUUCUCUCCUGGACUCUCUCUGGAGAAGCUGAGACAGGAUGUGGGACUCUGUGUCUGUCUGUCUGCUCCAGGACCCCACGCCUUCCUCCUGGUCAUACCUGUAAAGCAGCCUACAGGAGAGGACCGAGGGAUGCUGGAGAAAAUGGAGGAGAUGUUUGGAGAGAGAUGUUGGAGAAACACAAUGAUCAUAUUCAGUGUUACUGAUGAGCUUCAGAAGAAGAACAUUGAGGAGUUUAUCCAAUCAGGAAACCAGGAGCUCCAAAGGCUUGUAGAGAAAUGUGGGAACAGGUUUCACUGUCUCAACAUUGAGGAGAGUGGAGAUGGUUCUCAGGUCUCAGAGCUGCUGGAGAAGAUAGAGAAGAUGGUGGAAGGAAGCAGAGAGAAAUUCUACAGCAGUGAGAUCUACCUGGAGACAGAAUCUCAGAUUAGAGCAAUGGAGACAAAGAUCCUGAAGGAAAGAGAAGAGAAAAGAAUAAGUGACGAGAGAGAAAUGAGGGAAAAACUGCAAAAGGAGGUGCAGGACUCUCUAAGAAAGAUAGAGGGAGUGAUCCAAGAUCAUGAAGGAGACAUCAGACAACUUAAUGACCGAACAUCUGAACUGGAGAGAAAGAUGAAAGAAGAGAAGGACGAGGAAAAAAAGAGAGAACUUGACAGGGAGCUGAAACGAGAGGUAGAGCGAAGGACAGAGAUGGAAGAAAAGGUGAAGAAACUGAAAGAAAAGAGAGAGAGGGAGAGGAGAGAGAUGGAGGAGAGGCACCAAAAGGAGAUGGAGGAGAUCAGGGAGGUGUAUGAAAUGGAGGUAGAGAGAAACCUCAAGAAGAUCAUCCUGCCUGAACUCCAGAGAAACAUUUUGGCCUCAAAAACUAAGAUGCAGGAAGAGUUCAACAGCCAGAUGGAGGACAAGGACAGAGAGAUGGAGAUACUUAAAGAGAAACUUUCCAAGCUGACAGAGAUCCACAGUCUGCUAAAAGAAGCAUACCAGACAACCAUGUUGACCUUAAUAGAACCAAAGUAAAUUCAGAAAUUCCCAGUAGGCUGAGAGCAUCCAGCAGGAGAGAACGACUAAAAGUACAUAUUAGGGUUUAGAUACACUUUCAUGUAUACUUUCAUGGUAUACACGAUUAUAUAUUUUGUUUCCUUGUAAGUUUUUGUUUUACCAGUAUAGAUUUAUGGGAUUAGUUGUAGGUGACUGUAAAUAUGAUACAAAUUCUUUUUAAAGUGGGUAGACUGGUAGAAAAAAGUUAUUUAAGACUCAGGAAAAAAGUUAUUUCCAUACAUUGUCCUUUGUAUUUGUAACACAAGCUGGAAUGUGUUUACACGACCGAGCCCAUCUUUAGAAUGGGUGACAUUUGUCAUUUUAAAAAACUAUAUUUUUUAAAAAGUCUGUGUGCCAUGAUGGUACUUUGAUUGUCUUUGGUUAGUCCUGCUAGUUAUAAAAUGUAAAUGGAAUUGCAUAAAAAUAAGUAAAUAUAAAUAUACAUUUGAUUCACAUAUCACGUUCUGUAUAUAGGUGUUAUAAUUAGAAUGCAUAAUAAAUAUUAUGAGCCAUG
Ictalurus furcatus (blue catfish) is the source of this 6632-nucleotide messenger RNA. RefSeq names its product putative leucine-rich repeat-containing protein DDB_G0290503. Lineage: Eukaryota; Metazoa; Chordata; Actinopteri; Siluriformes; Ictaluridae. The record is from RefSeq and is a predicted model, not a curated record. The coding region runs from base 239 to 6097 and encodes 1952 amino acids. Gene Ontology annotation, molecular function: GTP binding. The transcript is spliced from 14 exons.